This is a messenger RNA of Lotus japonicus, 1984 nucleotides long. RefSeq names its product pectinesterase-like. The transcript has 3 exons. Bases 124 to 1851 code for a protein of 575 amino acids. Lineage: Eukaryota; Viridiplantae; Streptophyta; Magnoliopsida; Fabales; Fabaceae. Gene Ontology annotation, molecular function: pectinesterase inhibitor activity; pectinesterase activity. Gene Ontology annotation, biological process: cell wall modification. The record is from RefSeq and is a predicted model, not a curated record.
ACUAAGCAGGAUCUCCAUAAAAUAAAGCCUCCCCAACGAAACAGAGGGAGGAAAAAAUAAAAACUUACCUUCUUUUCAACCAUUAUCAAAAGAAGAGAAGUUUUUGUAAAAAAAAAAUAAAAAAUGAAGGGGAAAAUAAUUAUCUCCGCUGUUUCUCUCAUCCUCGUAGUAGGAGUUGCCAUUGGCAUUGUCGUCUCUGUUCAUAACAAUAAUGCAGACCCUGAGGUUCAAACUCAACAGAGGUCUGUCAGGACCAUUUGCCAAAACACCGAUGACCAGAAGCUCUGCCAUGAUACCCUCAGCUCCGUGAAAGGGGUUGAUGCCGCCGAUCCAAAGGCUUACAUCGCGACUGCGGUGAAAGCUGCCAGUGACAGCGUCAUCAAAGCCUUCAACAUGAGCGACCGACUCACAACCGAGUACGGGAACAAGGACCACGGUAUCAAGAUGGCCCUUGACGAUUGCAAGGACCUCUUGCAAUCCGCCAUGCAAAGUCUUGACCUUUCCACGACCCUGGUUCGCGACAACAACAUCCAAGGCGUGCACAACCAGAUCCCCGAUUUCAGGAAUUGGUUGGGCGCUGUUAUCUCGUACCAACAAGCAUGCAUGGAAGGUUUUGACAAUGACAAGGACGGUGAGAAGCAGAUCAAGGAGCAACUCCAUACCGAGAGCAUGGACCAUGUUCAGAGGAUCACCGCCAUCACCCUUGACAUUGUCACUAGCAUGACCAAAAUUCUUGAGCAGUUCAACUUGAAGUUGGAUCUCAAACCUGCUUCUCGUCGUCUUCUCAGUGAGGAUGUUGACAAUGAAGGGUACCCUUCAUGGUUCUCUGCUUCUGACCGCAAGCUUUUGUCUGGGCUUCAGAGAAGAGGGUGGAGGUCACGUGUUAAGCCUAACGUCGUGGUUGCCAAGGAUGGUUCUGGUCAAUUCAAGAGCGUCGAAGCUGCUAUUGCCUCAUACCCCAAGGGAUUUAAGGGAAGAUAUGUUAUUUAUGUUAAGGCUGGUGUGUAUAAUGAGUACAUCACUGUUCCCAAGAGCGCUGCUAACAUUCUCAUGUACGGUGAUGGCCCUACAAAGACCAUCAUCACCGGUCGCAAGAACUUUGCUGAUGGUGUGAAGACCAUGCAAACUGCCACCUUCGCCAACCAGGCACCUGGAUUCAUUGCCAAGGCCAUUACCUUCGAGAACACCGCCGGUCCCAACGGUCACCAAGCUGUGGCAUUGAGAAACCAAGGAGAUCAGUCAGCUUUCGUGGGCUGCCACAUCUUGGGUUACCAAGACACCUUGUACGUUCAGACCAACAGGCAAUUCUACCGCAACUGUGUCAUCUCCGGUACCAUUGACUUUAUCUUUGGAACCUCCCCCACCUUGAUCCAACACUCCAUCAUCGUCGUGAGGAAGCCCAAUGACAACCAGUUCAACACUGUGACCGCAGACGGUACACCAACAAAGAACAUGCCCACAGGUAUUGUGAUCCAAGAUUGUGAGAUUGUCCCAGAAGCCGCAUUGUUCCCUGUGAGGUUCAAGAUCAAGUCUUACCUCGGAAGGCCAUGGAAGGAGUACUCAAGGACCGUGGUGAUGGAAUCUACUUUGGGUGACUUCAUUCAUCCAGAGGGAUGGUUCCCAUGGGCUGGAAGCUUUGCCCUUGACACCUUGUACUAUGCUGAGCAUGCCAACACUGGACCCGGUGCCAACACUGCAGGAAGGAUCAAGUGGAAGGGUUACCGUGGUGUCAUUAGCAGGGCUGAGGCUACCCAAUUCACAGCCGGUGAGUUCCUUAAGGCUGGACCUCGAUCUGGCCUUGAUUGGAUCAAGGCUCUUCAUGUUCCUCACUACCUUGGCUUCAAACAUUAAUUGAUGUACAAAUUUUGAGAGUGAGCGUGAUAGCACAAGGACAAAUUAUUGUUAUUAUUCUUUGUAAUUAUCUUUCCUAUCUUUGUCGAGGAGGUCCACAUGAAUUAAUACAAAUGAAAGUUUGCUCGGAUUA